AUGAAUAAUUGCAGAUUCCGACUAGAAGAGGUACUGGCAAUGAUCCGCAAAGUUCAGCAGCGGCGCAGAGACGGAGAAAGCAGUACCAUCACAGGCGGGGGGACGGGGGGUCUUCGUGAGAUUCGGCAUUUCCAGAAGACCUGGAAACUUCUCAUUCCUGCUGCUCCUUUCAUUCGAACUGUAAGAGAGAUUAGCAACUAUUUUGCCCCGGGAAAGACUAGUUGGACAGCUGAAGCUUUAGUAGCUCUCCAGGAGGCAGCAGAGGACUAUUUGGUUCAUUUUUUUGAAGAUGCAAUGCUAUGUGCAAUUCAUGCAAAGCGUGUUACACUUAGGUUACCGAUUGAUGAACUUGGUUCAGGUCUUGCCUCCAUGUUGUUGUUUUUGCUGCCCCGCUGA
Ilex paraguariensis (yerba mate) is the source of this 396-nucleotide messenger RNA. The record is from the annotation of a GenBank genome assembly. NCBI's taxonomy places the organism in Eukaryota, Viridiplantae, Streptophyta, Magnoliopsida, Aquifoliales, Aquifoliaceae.